GACUCAAAUUUCUUUCUAUCUAUAUAUUUUAGAUGUAUAGACAAAGAAACCGAGAAAGCCCGUAAACUUGAAGAAUCUGAUCUUGGUAUACGUAUUGAGGAUUUUGUAAGAAUUGGAGAAACUUAUUGUUGGCAUCUUGACAGUGUUGACGCAUUUACAGGUGCAAUUGCAGAAAUAAGCGUAGAUGGUGGUGUGACAGGACCAACCAACAGCGCCAUAAUAGCGGAGCAGUUUAGAAGAUUAAAGUUUGGAGACAGAUUCUUCUUUACUCAUGGAUACAGACUGAGCGGGAAAAGAGAGAAAGGGUUGGAAUUGAUUGCUAAAUCCCAGGUAUUGAAGCAAUCCAUGGCCUCAAUUUUGUGUAACAAUUUAAAGAGUUACACUAUUCCCGCGAGAGAAAAGAAAAAAUGGAGAAUGUUAGAAUUUCCAUUCAAGGUUGGGUCACGAUGGUUGUCCUGUACGAAAAUAUUAAGAGAUGCUGCAAUGGAUUUUAAAACUAUGGCUCGAGAAAUCGUCAAUUCUAGAAAGAGAAUUGAGUCAAACUGUAAACAAGGAAAUGGGAGAAACGCUAAAUGUAAUGAGUGCACUAAUGAUGAUGAUUGUCUAGAUGAAUAUAAUGAAGAUUAUGAAUGUGUGGAAAAUGAAUGCUUACUAAAAUCGUUCACAUGUUUCGACAACUUUGAUUGCGAUGUGAAUGAGAGAUGUGUCGAUGAAUUCUGUGUCAAGAGAGAAAAAAGAAACAACAGAGGAAGAGGAAGAGGAGGAAGAGGAGGAAGAGGAGGAGGGGGUAGGGGUGGAAGGGGUUAAAGAAUAACAAAUUAU
Messenger RNA from Eurytemora carolleeae, 822 nucleotides. RefSeq lists its product as uncharacterized. The transcript is spliced from 12 exons. The record is from RefSeq and is a predicted model, not a curated record. The coding region runs from base 346 to 807 and encodes 153 amino acids. Lineage: Eukaryota; Metazoa; Arthropoda; Copepoda; Calanoida; Temoridae.